Messenger RNA from Urocitellus parryii (Arctic ground squirrel), 1280 nucleotides. RefSeq names its product hydroxyacylglutathione hydrolase (gene Hagh). Gene Ontology annotation, cellular component: mitochondrion. Gene Ontology annotation, biological process: glutathione metabolic process. The record is from RefSeq and is a predicted model, not a curated record. NCBI's taxonomy places the organism in Eukaryota, Metazoa, Chordata, Mammalia, Rodentia, Sciuridae. Gene Ontology annotation, molecular function: hydroxyacylglutathione hydrolase activity.
GGGCCGGGGCGCCGCUGUGCUGGGCGUUGGUCGGGCGCGCCGACGCCGUCUCCGGGGCCAGGAGCCGAGACUGCUAGUCCGGCGAGGAGCGGACGCGGCCACCAGGCCUCGGCGGGGCCGGGCGUGGUGAGGGUGUGGGCACAACCGUUCCUGCCUGCCGCCUCGGCCUACAGAUCUUCCCCUCUCGCGUCUGGCGACCGCGGGCCUCCGCGCCGUGGCCAACAGCCUGCCAGCCGAGUCCCAGUCCCGCGGCAGCCGCCCAGGUCCACAGUGCGUGACACACCCUUGCUAAGGAAGGAGCCUGCCCAUUGAGGUUCUCAGGACGCAGUCUCUCCCUCGGGGACGCGGUGUCCCCGGAGCGCUGCAUCGGAGCCCCUAACCCAUGCGCUGGGGCGGCAGGCCCAGCCCUCCUGUAUUACACAGAUUUAAGGAAGAGUUUGACUGUGGAACAGAGCGCCAUGAAGGUUGAGCUACUGCCUGCCCUGACCGACAACUACAUGUACCUGAUCAUUGACAAGGACACCAGGGAGGCUGCCAUUGUGGACCCUGUGCAGCCCCAGAAGGUUGUAGAAACCGUGAGAAAGUAUGGUGUGAAGCUGACCACGGUGCUCACCACACACCACCACUGGGACCACGCUGGCGGGAACGAGAAGCUGGUCAAGCUGGAGCCGGGGCUGAAGGUGUAUGGGGGUGACGACCGUAUCGGGGCCCUGACUCACAAAGUCACGCACCUGUUCACUCUGCAGGUGGGGAGUCUCCAUGUUAAAUGCCUAUCGACCCCCUGCCACACCUCAGGACACAUCUGUUACUUGGUGAGCAAGCCUGGUGGUCCGGAUCCCCCUGCUGUGUUCACAGGUGACACCCUGUUUGUGGCCGGCUGUGGGAAGUUCUAUGAAGGGACUGCAGAAGAGAUGUAUAGAGCGCUGCUGGAGGUCCUGGGCCGGCUCCCUCCAGACACAAAAGUCUACUGUGGCCAUGAGUACACCAUCAGCAACCUCAAGUUCGCACGCCACGUGGAGCCCAGCAACACUGCUGUUCUGGAGAAGCUGGCCUGGGCCAAGGAGAAAUAUGCCACUGGGGAGCCCACGGUGCCAUCCACCAUCGCCGAGGAGUUCACCUACAACCCCUUCAUGAGAGUGAGGGAGAAGACGGUGCAGCAGCAUGCCGGCCAGACUGACCCCGUGGCCACCAUGCGCUACAUCCGCAGGGAGAAGGACCAGUUCAAGGUGCCGCCAGACUGAAGCAUAGCACCAGCACGGCGGGAGGGGAGGGUGGGCGAC